CAGUUCUCUUGUAAGUUCACAAGUAGCAGGUGUGGGAGUGUGCUGUGACAGAGUUGUGACAGAGCUAGCCAGAGACCAGACCCUCUCACUGCACUGGAAACAUCACUUCUGGAAACAGUGAGGACUCGGAUACUGUGUGAACAUGAAGUCCUGUGUGUUCCUGGCCGCGCUCCUGCUGACCGUGUGGACCGCUGUGCAGGCUGAGACUGUGACACACGUGACUAGAAGAUUAGUUGCCUGUCAAACUAACGGCACACUGCCUGAAGUUGAUUAUGAGCUGGACGAUGACGAGCUGUUUCAUGUUGAUUUUGAUAAGAAGGAGGCGGUGCCGAGGAUCCCCGACUUCGCUAAGUUCUGGCUUCCUCCUCCGGAAGCACCAGCUCGAGCAGAGGCAAGCAUGCAGGUCUGCAUACAGAACGUGGCCGUCGCUGCACAAUGCCAUGAAUACCCUCCAGAGAAGCUAGACCCCCCUCGUGUUACACUGUACCAUGAGAAUGAUCUGGAGCUGGGGAAGCCCAACACUCUUAUCUGCUUCAUCGAUGGCUUUCAUCCGGCAGCCAUCAAAGUGACCUGGACCAAGAAUACCCUGCCAGUGACUGAGGGAGUCACCCUCUCCCAGUAUUACUCCAAUAAAGAUUUCACCCUCAACAUGUUCUCGUACCUGAGCUUCACUCCGGAGCUGGGAGAUGUGUACUCCUGCCAGGUUCAGCACAGUGCUCUGUCUGAAACACUCACAACGUUCUGGGAGCCGGAUGUACAGACAGAAUCUGAUGUUGGAAAGACAGCGUUCUGCGCUGUGGGGCUGACUAUGGGGCUCCUGGGAGUGGCUGUCGGGACCUUCUUCCUUAUCAAAGGGAACAAGUGCAACUGAUUACAGGGUUUUCCUUUUGAUGAAGAAAUCCUGCUCUGCUCCAGCUUGUUUUUAUGAUUCUCAUUAAUGUAAACUGUCUGUCUACUGCUGUGGGGAAAAAAAGCGAAACUAUGGAAAUGCUGUACAGCUUUUAUUAAACCUCAUGUAAACCUUAAA
Polyodon spathula (Mississippi paddlefish) is the source of this 1027-nucleotide messenger RNA. Its product is annotated as H-2 class II histocompatibility antigen, A-U alpha chain-like. The transcript is spliced from 5 exons. Gene Ontology annotation, molecular function: MHC class II protein complex binding. The record is from RefSeq and is a predicted model, not a curated record. Bases 143 to 871 code for a protein of 242 amino acids. Gene Ontology annotation, cellular component: membrane; MHC class II protein complex. Gene Ontology annotation, biological process: peptide antigen assembly with MHC class II protein complex; immunoglobulin production involved in immunoglobulin-mediated immune response; immune response. Lineage: Eukaryota; Metazoa; Chordata; Actinopteri; Acipenseriformes; Polyodontidae.